Aspergillus campestris IBT 28561 is the source of this 1079-nucleotide messenger RNA. RefSeq names its product OPA3 family protein. Gene Ontology annotation, biological process: regulation of lipid metabolic process. The record is from RefSeq and is a predicted model, not a curated record. Gene Ontology annotation, cellular component: mitochondrion. NCBI's taxonomy places the organism in Eukaryota, Fungi, Ascomycota, Eurotiomycetes, Eurotiales, Aspergillaceae. Bases 14 to 874 code for a protein of 286 amino acids. The transcript has 2 exons.
AGUUGCUGCCACCAUGUCUCUUACGCUCAAGCUCUCGUCUCUCGCGAUCCGCACAUUAUCCAAGCCGAUCGCCAAUCAAAUAAAGGGACAGGCUCGCGAACAUGAGCGGUUUCGCAAUAUGUGCGUCGCCAUGGCGCAGGCUCUGCACCGAUUCGAUAUGCGCCUCCGUCUAGGCGCCGUGCGGGACACCAGUGCUGCCCAGAGGCGAGCGGCUGCCGAGGCGGAAGCUCGAAAACACAAACCGACUACACCCACGGUCAAGUCAGAAGUAGAAACCAAGGCGGAGGAAGCGGCCCUUGCGAAAGCGAAAGCGGCGGCGGAGGAGGCUGCGAAACCGGCUCCCAAACCCCACAUUCGACCACUGUCCGAAUCCAAAGCCAUCGAGUCCGGGGCAAACUUCAUCAGUGAAGCGUUUUUGUUCAUGGUGGCUGGUGGGUUGAUCGUCUAUGAGUCAUGGAGGUCUCGGAGGAAGGAAAAUACCAGGAGGGAAGAUAUUGAGUCUCGAUUGAUCGAGCUGGAGGAGUCGGAGAAGGCUGCUCGACGGGGUCUGGCUGCUCUGGAGAAGGAACUUUUGCAGCAGAAGGCCAAGUCUGGAGAGUUGUCCAAGACUUCGGCCCGCAUCCUGCCUCGGGAUGCAUGGGAGAUUGAAGAGGAGGAACACAAGGAAGCUCCUCAACAAGGGUGGCUAUCGUGGGCCGCGUCAUAUUUCUCGUUUGGUGAGACUGCCGAGCAACAGGCAGAUGCUGUCAUUCAAGGGAGCAAAAAGGCUGCUUCGAAUCAGCCUGGGGGAUCCAGUAACAGUGGACCCUCUGUCAGUCCGCCAGCAUCGGCUUCCACUAGUCCUGGACUGGCUUCAGAGAUUAGAAAGGCGUGACAUGAUCUAACCCUCGACUUGUCAUCUGGUUAGAGCUUGAAGGAAGUGUAGUGUAAAUACUUGCAUUGUUGUGUUGCGUGUUGGAUACCCUUAUAUUGCAGGAUGGGAAAGUUGGCAGAUGGUGUUGGAUGACUGAGGCUGUCUGUUCGACGGGGCUAUUGCAUUACCUCUCCUCUCCAUUUAGAAAUACUACCAAACUUCUAAA